AUUCAUAUCAGAAAAGUCCGAUUUGUUGCCAAUCUAAGCUUGCGAAAUUCCUUGCUAUUGAAUCUUCAAGGUAGUGACAAAUCAUAUUUCUUUAAGAAUUUAAAGAUGUUUUUUUCGUAGCGAUUCAAAAGGUUGCUUUCAGUCAACAGAGUACUGAGACAGCCCAGAAGGAUCAUCUGUAUGUAAACUGUUUUGUAUUGUGUGGAAAUAUGAACGUACAGUAAUGGGAGAUGAUAGGGCUAUCCUUCGUGAUGUCUGGGAGGGCAAAAUACCAGUGUGCUUUCAUCUAGCCCAAGAUGAAGUCAUUGCUGAACAGCCUGAACCUGUUUAUCAAAUGGUACCAAGACAUAGUUACUUGCCAAUGGUGACAGAGAAAAUAUCUAAACAUUUUGCACAAUAUGUGGAUAAGGAAAAAACUGGAGAGAUGUGGAUAGACUUUGAGGGACAACCUUUAAAAUGGCACAAUCCUGUUGGCGUUCUUUAUGAUCUGUAUGGCAUUUCGUUACCAUGGAAACUGACAGUGCAUUUUCAGGAUUUUCCGGAAGAAGAGAUUAUUCAUUGUGUCGGGAGAGAAGCCGUUGAGUCACAUUUUAUGUCAAUGCUGAAAGAGGCAGAUGCAUUAAAACACCGGAGUAGUGUUAUAAAUGGCAUGCAGAAAAAAGAUCAUAAACAGAUGUGGAUGGGACUUGUCCAUGACAAAUUUGAUCAGUUUUGGCCCAUCAAUAAGAGACUCAUGGAGAAUACAGGAGAUGACAUGUUUAGAUACAUUCCAUUUAGAAUCUACCAAAUAGAUAGACCAUUUAUACAACAAUUGUUGAAACCCCACUCAGAAGAGGGACAUGAGCAUACUUUAGAAGAUCUCCUUAAAUUAGCGCUACCAGAUUUAGGGGAAAGCAAAGACCAAAAAAUUUUAAUCCAGGGCAUAGAAGUACCUUUAGACACUCCAUUAUUGUGGUUGUCAGAACAUUUUAGUUAUCCUGAUAAUUUUCUACAUAUAUGUGUAUCCACUGUGCGAUCGCAGGACACUUCACGAGAGUGGUGAUCAUGUAGUAUAUAAACUAGUGCAAUAUGUGUGAACAGAUGGGUAAAUGGAUGGUGAACAUGAUGUUUUCAAUCUUGAUUUUUGGUAAAUAAGGGUCAUUUCUUACAGCUUGUUUAAUCACAACAUUAAGGAAAUGAUCAUUCCACUUCAUAAAAAUUGAGGUUUUUUUAUGCCCUCCAUUUGGGCUUAUAGAUUUGGUUGUCAUGCUGUUUGUCAGUAGACUGACAAUACAGUGGAAUGUGGGGGACAUCCAUGUCCUAGGCUAUAGACAUAUUUCUAGUUUUUAUCUAGAAUAUCAUGCAUUUUGGUCAAUAAGGGUUAUUUUGCAUUAUAGUUAAUUAAAAUAGCAUGAAGUACUGGAUUUAUCAAUUCAGUCACUUUAGGGAAAUGAUUAUCUGCUGUAAUAGAGUAAGGUUAUUGUAACAUAAAUUUAUCUGCAAAACUUGCAUUUGAGUUUACAGUUAAACUUUGUUCAUUUGAACUCAGAUCUCUGGAAUACCUCUUUUCGCCCGAACUCACCAACCAGCCCUGGCAAAAUUCCUUUACUAUAUAUAUUGUUCUGCCGAACAUCGAUCACUUGAAUAAAUUUGCACAGGCCUUCCCAUGUUUGAGUAAACAAAGUUUAACUGUAUUUUGUAAGUCUAUGAUUAACAUACAUGUAAUGUGAGGAAGUGUCAAGAGUGAAAUAUUUUAAAGGCUCCAUGUUAUAUAUUCAUCCAUCAUGUAUAAUUGCUCAAUCAUUCAGUGUAACUUGCAGAUAUACAUAACUAAGAUCUGUGUUAGGUGAACAUUUUUUGUCUCAUUGUGGGUGAAUUUUUUCUCUUGAAGAAUUUUUUUUAACUUUUUGCCAUUUUUCAGGACAAAUUUGUUUAUAAUCUAUGUAAGAUAUAAUUAAUUAUCUUAAGAUAGUAAUGUGAUAUUUUAUUCUAAGCCUUCAACUUAAUAAAGUCAAAUUUUAGUUGCAAAAAAAAAACAACACCAACAAAAACAGCCAAAAUAUAUAUAUGUCAAUUUUAAUUACAUUUUAUUUUGCAAAAUUACAAUAAAUGAGCAUACAAGUCAUGUGAUAUAGGCAAACUGCAUCUCAGUACCACUGGAAUUUUUAGAAGAUUUUCUACAGAAUAUUACUGAUAAUAAUGGGGAGAAGACUAGUCUGACUAGGCUGUGUUAGUAGCUAAAAUUUUAUGUUUUGAUAUUGAAACCCCUUAAACUUUGAAUGGAUUGCUCCAAAGUCAAAGCUGGGCAAAUUCAAUUACAGAAAUUCAACAGGUUAUGGUAAAAUUAAUGGCAAGAUGAAUUAAGUUAAACAUUGUAUAUAUGUUUAAAGAUAUACUAUGCUUAAACUUGAUAUUAAAAAAUAUUGAUAUUAAUUGCUACACAGUCUCUUUAUGCCCCCGCCAUAAAAUGGCUGGGGCAUAUAGUGUUACCCUGUACCGUCAUUCCGUCAUCAUCAGUUUCUGUUCAUUAUCUUAGUAACGGUUGCACACAUUCAACUCAAAAUUGACAUAUGAAUAUAUCAUAGGAAUAUACAGGUCAAGUUCGAAUUUGGUCAUGGUCCGAUGAUUUUUGGCAGAGUAAUGCCCCUUUAACUUUGAAAAAAAAAAGGAAAUUUACAAUUUCUGUUCAUUAUCUCCCUAACAGUUGUACAUAUUUAACUCAAAUUUAAGAUAUGGGUAUGUCAUAAGAAUACACUUGUCAAGUUCGAAUUUGGUCAUGGUUUGAUGAUAGCUGACAGAGUUAUCCUCAUGAACUUUGCAAAAAGUCAGAAAUUUUUAGCUUCUGUUCAUUAUCUCCCCAAUGGUUGUACACAUUCAACUCAAAUUUGACGUAUAGAUACGUCUUAGGAAUAAGCAGUUCAAGUUUGAAUUUGGUCAUGGUUCAAUGAUUUUGGACAAAGUUAUCUCCCUUGAAUGUUGGAAAAAUUUUGAAUUUUCAGUUUCAGCACUCAUACUUUUGUGGAAAUGUAUGUAGUCAUUAUUUUGGCUACAGAUAUGCAAUAUGCAAUUUACAAAAAGUUAACACUGGAUAGUGUCAGUUCCUUGAACUUUGUAUAAAAAAAUAAAAAUGGUUUGUGUUAACAUAUAAUAGUUUUAAGGGCUUAAUUUUGAACUUAAAAGAAAAAAAAACAGUUUUCAAAACAAAUUUGGAACUUAAUAUUAUAAUAUCUGAAAUGUGGGUGCAUGCUGGGGCAUCCGUGGCAUGAAGACACAUUUCUAGUUUUAAAAAUAAAAUAAAUAUGUUUUGACUUCGUUUAAAACUAUAUAAGCUAUAGGUGGUCACAAUAUGAAUAUAUAGUGUCAUUAAAAGAAAGCAGUUUAUUUUUUAGGAAGGACAAACUUUACUUGUCUCGUAAUAGGCAACGCAGCUUCCCAUACAUAGUUUAUUCAUAAUUUUUUAUUCAAAAUAGACAUAUUCAGUAAGAAUUUUAUAGAUUUCAAUAAAUUUCUGCUAAUAUAUUCCACUCAAGGAUGAGCAUAGUAUAUCUUUAAAACAAAAACUUUGUGCUAUAUUGAAUGAUUAUAAAUUAUGUUUAAUAUGUAUUUAACCAGAUAUUUGUGCCUCACUUGAUGUUGACAUUUUAAAACAGUAAUAUUUACUGUUUUAUAUGAUACUUUGCAACAAGUUAUAAUAAAUCUGAUUUAUUUAAGAAAUAUGGAUUAUAACCGAAUUAAUUGCCUAAUUUUACCUGUUUUGUUGUUUUGUAGCAUAGGAAUUGACAAUAAAAUAUUUUAAACCUUCUCAUUUAAAUUAAAGUGUAUAAUAUGCUAUAUUUCUGCUGUCUGUAGCUUGCAAAAAAAAAAUUAUUUCGUUUUUGAAAAAUAAUAAUUAAAAAAUACCUGCAUGAAAGAAAUAUGUUUUAAAUUUUCAUUAAGAGCAAAUGGUGCAUGCACAAAACUGUUGCUAAACAGUAAAAUCCUCAAAAAAAAUACAGCAUAAUGCAUGUAUUUUGUUACAUAACAUUUUAUUCUGUUUACAUGCAAUAUUCAUGUUUGUUAAAUAACAGAGACAUUCUAUGAAACAAAUCUUUCGAGAAUCAACCAUUCAAUUAUGGAAACAAUACAAAAUUGCUUUUCUUGAUAUUUAUUAAGAUAUUUUAUGAGAUAUAGCUUUAUAAUACCCUUUAACAGUACAAAGCAUAAUAAAAUAUGCUUAUGUGUAAGGUUUCAUUGACAGUGUAUUAGAUAUAUGUAUUAUAUGAAUCUUAUAAUUUUUACAAUGCCAGUAAUUCUAAAUUUUAGGUUGACAUAUUUAAUAACAGGCUAUUAAAGCAUCCUAAUUUUUGUAAUACAUGUUUAUCGAAAACUUCUACUCUUGCUUGAACUGUAAAUAUAGGAUGAGCAUUUUUGAGCGACAUUUUUACUCUUUGUUAGUACUGUAUUGAUAUAUUAAUAUAUUACCUUAACCUGCUGAACUUGUCUAAUGGAUUUGCCCAGCUUUGAAUUUGGAAUGGUCCAUUUGAAGUUUAUGGGAUUUCAAUAUGGAAGUUUAAAAAUUGAGGUACUUACUGUGUUGAACCAGCCAAGACUGCAAGGGGUGUGCGGUCUGGCCCAGCUGUAUACAGGCGGCAAAGUCUUUAACAGUUCCAGCUGGUUAAGGGUUAAGAAAUUAUAGUGAGUAACUUACGUAUUAUUUAAUGGCCAACAGCUUGGCAAUGAGCAAUUAGCCAAUAGAAUGCUGACACCAUUUAUUUAUAAAUCCUAGACAAUGUUCAAGAAUAAAAGAUACUAGUACUACAUUCAUUUGAAUAUUGAAUUUUUGGAGUCUUAAAUACUUUACAAAUAUCUAUAAAUUAUAGAAUCACUAUGAUUUAUUAGAAUUGUAAUUGUGAAAAAUGAACCAAAACUGAAAACAUCAGGCUAAGAAUAACACAAAAGUACAAUUUUCAGUUUUUUUCUGACAAUAUUUUUUUUAAUUUUCUUUUACAUAUCUUUCUGUUUCAUGUGGCCCAGUUGUACUUUGUAAGAAAUUCAAAUUUCAUGUUUUAGGCUUUUGGACCUCAGCAGCUUUCCUUUAAUAAAAUCGAAUUAAUGUGCACUACUUUUGACAAGGUGAAAUAUUUCUGAGGCUGGCAGUCCUUAAACAAUUUGAUUUUCCUUUUACAUUAUGAAAGUAUGCAAGUGUAAAAAGCUGCCAUGUGUUAAUUUAGAAUAUUUCAUGUUAUAAUUGUUAUGUAAAUUAUAUUGAUUGUUUUGAUAUAUUAUAGAGAUUAAAUGAUUCUUGUAAAUGAUUCUUGAAUAAUGACUAAUAAACUAUAAAUAGAAACAAGA
Messenger RNA from Ruditapes philippinarum (Manila clam), 5310 nucleotides. RefSeq names its product autophagy protein 5-like. Gene Ontology annotation, cellular component: cytoplasm; Atg12-Atg5-Atg16 complex; phagophore assembly site membrane. The record is from RefSeq and is a predicted model, not a curated record. The transcript has 8 exons. Gene Ontology annotation, biological process: cellular response to nitrogen starvation; C-terminal protein lipidation; nucleophagy. Lineage: Eukaryota; Metazoa; Mollusca; Bivalvia; Venerida; Veneridae. The coding region runs from base 224 to 1042 and encodes 272 amino acids.